This is a messenger RNA of Melanotaenia boesemani (Boeseman's rainbowfish), 775 nucleotides long. It is a transcript of the gene rpl10a, whose product is annotated as ribosomal protein L10a. The record is from RefSeq and is a predicted model, not a curated record. The coding region runs from base 85 to 735 and encodes 216 amino acids. Gene Ontology annotation, cellular component: large ribosomal subunit. Gene Ontology annotation, biological process: translation. Gene Ontology annotation, molecular function: structural constituent of ribosome; RNA binding. Lineage: Eukaryota; Metazoa; Chordata; Actinopteri; Atheriniformes; Melanotaeniidae. The transcript has 6 exons.
AGACGUUGCUCGCGUUUAUUUUGCGUAACUUCCGGCAGAACUUCCUUUUUCAGCGUAGCAAGAGGAGAGGGUGCGUCGGCUAACAUGAGUAAGGUCUCCAGGGACACGUUGUAUGAAGCUGUGAAGGAGGUCCUUCAGGGUUCAUUGGCCAAACCUAGGAAGUUUGUGGAGACUGUGGAGCUGCAAAUCAGCCUUAAAAACUAUGAUCCCCAGAAGGACAAGCGUUUCUCCGGCACUGUCAGGCUGAAGAGUCUCCCCAGGCCCAAGUUCUCCGUGUGCGUCCUGGGAGACCAGCAGCACUGUGAUGAGGCUAAAGCUGCUGAAAUGCCCCACAUGGACAUUGAGGCUCUGAAGAAGCUUAACAAAAAUAAAAAGCUGGUGAAGAAGCUUGCCAAGAAGUAUGAUGCCUUCCUGGCCUCAGAGUCUCUCAUCAAGCAGAUCCCUCGUAUCUUGGGACCUGGGUUGAACAAGGCUGGCAAGUUCCCCUCCCUGCUUACCCACAAUGAAAACCUGAACACAAAGGUGGACGAGGUUAAAUCGACCAUCAAAUUUCAGAUGAAGAAGGUGCUCUGUCUGGCUGUGGCUGUUGGACAUGUGAAGAUGACGGAGGAUGAGCUCGUUUACAACAUCCAUUUGGCUGUCAACUUCCUUGUGUCUCUGCUGAAGAAAAACUGGCAGAAUGUGCGCGCCCUCUACGUCAAGAGCACCAUGGGCAAACCCCAACGCCUCUAUUAAAUGCAGCUUUUCUAUUAAUAAAAGUUGGAAAUGCUCCAAA